Messenger RNA from Tripterygium wilfordii, 1123 nucleotides. RefSeq lists its product as uncharacterized. Lineage: Eukaryota; Viridiplantae; Streptophyta; Magnoliopsida; Celastrales; Celastraceae. The record is from RefSeq and is a predicted model, not a curated record. Bases 83 to 844 code for a protein of 253 amino acids. The transcript has 2 exons.
GAUUACUGAAAUUAUUGAAGAGGGUUCAAUAGAAACCACUAAAUCUCCUCACAAAUUCACAACCAAGUUACACAGAGCUUCCAUGGCAUCUUGUAGCUUGAGCUUCAAGCUAUUUAUAGAUUCCAAAAAUCACAAGGUCCUGUUCGCCGAAGCAGGGAAAGAUGUUGUUGAUUUUCUUUUCAGCAUACUCACGUUGCCUGUUGGCACUGUCACUCAACUUCUCAAGAGACAAGGCAUGGUGGGUACACUUGGAAAUCUUUACAAGAGCAUUGAGGAUUUGAAUGAUACAUACAUGCUGCCACUACCAGACCCAGUCAACAACAACAAUAAGGACGCUCUGUUGAAGCCCAGAUUUGCAAUUUCAACCCCCACUGCAAACGUGCCUCUCUUGUUGUCCAAUGUUGCGAAUGAUGUUCUUUACAGGUGUUCCCAAUGUCGUGUACAUGUUUCAGAUGACCCACAAGCCAUCUGUCCUCGCUGUAGGCGCAAUAUUGGCUUACAGGCUUUAUCUUGUGGUCAAGCUUCAGCUUUUGGUUCAUCAAAGUCUGCCUCUGGUGAUGUUGAGGGUGGCUUUGUGAAGGGGGCAGUGACUUAUAUGAUAAUGGAUGAUCUGGAGGUGAAACCAUUGUCUACAGUGUCGAUUAUUAGUUUGCUCAGCGAGGUUAAUGUCAAGGAUGUGGGUGUUGUUCAAGAAAAGGAGAUCAAUUUAUCUAUGGAUGAGGGUCUGAAGAUGUUGAAGGCUUCUUUUAUGACUCAAACUGUACUUACUCAUGUUUUCCUUGGAGGGGAAAAGAGUCAAAAGACUACGGGACGUAUUCCUUCUGUGUAUGAUGCUCCAAUAUAAAUUGGUGAUAUAACUUAUAAUAUAUAUUUAGUGUUUUUUUGGUAGAAUAUAUGCUGUCUAAAAUGCAUAUGUAUUGGGUUUUUUUUUUUUUUUUUUUUUUUUGAAAAUCGAUUAUGCUUCUAAAUCUUGUUGUAUUGCAGUCGUUUUUAGUGAAUUUCUUAGCGAGUGUUGUUGUAAGUGGUCCUACCUUAAUUGACGAAAUCACGUUAAAUCAUGUGUUGUCUCGAAUUAUUUUUUUUGAUACACUUAUCAUAAUUUUGAGAAUUUUGUUUGAAGUUA